This is a messenger RNA of Spirometra erinaceieuropaei, 623 nucleotides long. NCBI's taxonomy places the organism in Eukaryota, Metazoa, Platyhelminthes, Cestoda, Diphyllobothriidea, Diphyllobothriidae. The record is from the annotation of a GenBank genome assembly.
AUGGUGCCAAUUAAGGACACAGUCCAAUCAAUCGGCUUGGCUCUCCUCAACCGCGCAAGUCGCCAACACCAGGACUGGUUUGAUGGCAAUACCACCGCCAUAAGCAGCAUGCUCGCCGAUAAGAACCGUCCACACAAAGCCUACGUCAACCGCCCUACCGACAACAGCAAUGCAGCCUUCUACUGUAAUCGCCGCCUUGUGAAACAGCGGCUGAGGGGGAUCCAGGACGUCUGGAUGGCUCGCAAGGCUGAGGACAUCGAAGGGUACGCGGACUGCAAUCAAUGGAAGAACUUCUUCCCCGCGACCAAGGCUGUCUACGAUCCCCAGUCAAAGGAACCGCUCCUCUUAGCGUCGUCGGAACUACCCUACUAAAUGAGAAGGCUCAAAUUCUGCAGCGAUGGAAUGAGCACUUCAGAGGCCUCCUCAACCGUCUCUCUACCAACUUCGACGCCGCCAUCGCCCGUCUGCCUCAAGUGGAGACCAAUGCCGACCUCGACCUCUCGCCUUCUCUCCACGAAACCAUGAGGGCCGUGCAGCGGCUUCCCUGCGGGAAAGCAUCCAGAUCGAACGCGAUCCCUACUGAGAUCUACAAGCACGGUGGCCCCAACUUAUGGAACACCUGA